Cavenderia fasciculata is the source of this 756-nucleotide messenger RNA. RefSeq lists its product as uncharacterized. The transcript has 2 exons. The record is from RefSeq and is a predicted model, not a curated record. Lineage: Eukaryota; Evosea; Eumycetozoa; Acytosteliales; Cavenderiaceae. Bases 1 to 756 code for a protein of 251 amino acids.
AUGGCAUCAAUAUCACCACCACUUUCCUUUUGCACUAAAAAGGUUAAAAGCAACACUACACAAUGUUCAAAAGACUAUAGGUGUCUACCAGAGAUCUUCCCAUCGGAUCUCGGUCACGUCUUGAAUACACAAGAGUACAGUAGAAUAAUAGACUCUUACAAUCACCUAUUAAGGGUUAGAAUGGGACCUAUUCUAGGUCUCUUGGGUGUUCAGAUGAUAUUUGUAAUUGGUUUAAUCAUCUUUCCUCGGAUCAACGUUAGUUUUACUUAUGCUAGUAUUGGAAUCAUUCUAUUUUGUUCAGUUAUCACUGUCGUAUACUUGCUUGUUAAAUUCUUCCAAAUGAGAAGUGGUCUAAGUAGGUUAUCUGACGAUUUCAAUAUGACGUUUGCACCAAGAGGUGUAUCAUUCGAGAUGACUAAAAAUUUAAAGUAUGGAAAGUAUAGAUUUACUCUACGUAUUAGAUACCCUGUUUAUGCAAUGAUUGCAUUACCACCCAAUCAAAUGGGCUAUGCUGUCUACAACACAAUACAACAACAACAACAACCAUCAUAUGGUGGUGGUAUUGGUGGAGGAAGUGUAUUUACUCCACAAUACUAUCAAGGUAAUGGUAGUGGUCAAGGUGUACCUGAAACUUACUCAUUACUUGGUCACAACAAUAAUAAUAAUAAUAAUAAUAACAACAAUAACCGUCUUCAUGAUACUCCAUUACCACCAUCCUCCAACUUGGAAAUUUCCAUUGACCAUAAUAAUAUCUAA